AUGUCCGGCCUCGAAGGCAUCGCGGGCCUGAGCCUCGCCUGCAACGUCAUGCAGCUCAUCAGCUUCGGCCACGAGGCCAUCUCGAUCUGUCGACGUAUCCACGAGAGCGGAUCCCCAGAGCCUGGUCUCUCUGAACACGCCGAGAGUCUCAAAGCCGUGUGCGAUGGAUUGGAAAAUUCCUUGGGCAAACGGCCGACGCCCGUUGCUACUGCUGCUCCCACUGCCGCUGCCACCAGAGCACCGACAAUGGAGAAGCGACUUCUCGACCUUGCCGCCAAGUGUAUCAAAAAUGCCAGAGAUCUUGAGGAGGAGAUGAAGUUCCUGUCUCCUAGUCAACCAGGCAAACUUAGAGCGCUGGUCGCUGCGCCAAAGAUACUGUGGCGGAAGAGGAGACUUGAGAGACUUAAAGGGAAUCUGGAUGACGCGCAGAAAGUCAUGGACACAUCGAUUCUCGAGCGUCUGUUCGCCAGAGUAGAAGCACUCUACCAAGCGAACAACCAGGGCUUUUCAGAUCUGAGCCAAGAGCUCCAGGAAUUCAUCACAGACCAUGCGGCUUCGAAUAGCAUCCUUCGAAAUGCCAUUGAGACACAAACGAAGGGAAUUCAAGACCACGUCACCAUGGAAUCCUCGAAGACGCAGAAUGAAAUCAAGUUACACGUGUCCCUCAAACUUUCUAGUCAUGAGAUUUCUAUCAAGAAUCAUGUUUUAUCAUCUGCCCGGGAUGUCCAGGAUACUUUUUCACAGAGGAUGACGUCCAGAGAGGACUCAAAGGCCAAAGAGCAGGCCUAUCAGCAGCUUUUGAAAAGUCUCAAGUAUCCUGGAAUGAAUGAACGAAGAAAUCAGGUUUCAGAAUCGCAUCCAAGAACCUUUCGAUGGAUUUUCAGCGACACAUUUCGAUUCAGCGACUCGGAUUCGGACAGUGACGGGGAGUCCAAAUGGCUCACAGAAGACGAUUCCAGCACACACAGCGAUGAACCUGCCGAUGUUGACACGACGAGCAUUCGGUCAGAAGAGUCAGUUGAGUCGUCGGCCAGCUCAAGAAGCUCAACUCGUUCUCUUCGACCAACUGAACCUCCGCCUUGGGACAGUUUUAUCGACUGGUUGAAAGAUGACACUCGUAAAGUUUACUGGAUUAGUGGCAAACCCGGAUCUGGGAAGAGCACACUGAUGAAAUACAUCGAAUCAAAUGACAGCAAUAUUAACAACCGCGAACUGGCAAUUCGUUUUCUAUCACAUUACCUGUGGAGACCUGGUACCUUUAUGCAACAGAGUAUCAAAGGACUGCUCUGUUCUCUGCUUCAUCAAGUUCUGUCCGAAGACGAGAGAAUCGCAAUGGAAGUUUUGAAGAGGCAGCCGUAUAUAUCGAGGAAAGAUGCAGACACCGACUGGACUGCACGAGAGCUUGAGACCACCCUUAUUUAUGUGCUACGAAAUUCGGCUUGCCUCCAUUUGGUGCUUUUAGAUGGCUUAGAUGAAGUCGCCGAUACACCGGAUGAAGGAGUUGGCCGACUUUUGUGCCUCAUAAACGACCUUGUCACGUCAAAUCGAGUCAAAGUCUGUGUAUCUAGCCGUCCUGAGCCAGCCUUGAAGCGCGAACUCGAAAAGCACCCGAUGCUCAAGAUGCAGGAUCUGAACAAUCGAGAUAUCCGCUUGCUCACGCGAGAACGAAUUGAGGCUAUGCAAGUUGACGCCAACAAUUACACGACCAACCAUUUAUCCAAUCUCAUCUGUGGAAAGGCCGAAGGAGUUUUCAUCUGGGUAAUCCUUGUUUUGAAUAGUCUCAAACGAGGUCUCGACAACUACGAUGAUAUGGACACUCUUUACAGUCGUGUGAAGUCCUUGCCCAAGGACCUGACGAAACUGUAUAAGGAGAUGUGGUCCCGACUGAAGGAAGACAGCGACCUCUAUCGAAGGAAAACAGUCUUGCUUUUUUAUAUGGCCAUGGAAUUCAAGACAGACCCUGAACGUGCUAUUAUUUGGCACGGUAACGCCAACCUCCUUGGUCUUGCAAUUUCUACAGACGAUGAGAUGCUGGAGUCCUUCAUGUCCAGUCAUGGCUGGGAGCUACCCGAUACGGAAUUACUCUGGCAAAAAUGGUAUCGCUUAGGGAGAAAACUACCAGCGAUGUGUGCCGGGCUACUGAACAUCACUGAGCCCGAAGAAGCUUUCUCGUCCCCUAAUGAUUACGAGAGUAAAUUCAAGCCUUGGGGCAAAACGGGCAUUGAUUUCACGCACCGGACAGCUAUCGAUUUCAUUUGCAAUAGCGAGGAGGGCAAAGAACUUUUUGGCCCUUACGUCCCGAAGCAAGACGACCUUCUUUCACGGGCGAUAAAGACAGACCUAAUAUUACUGGUAGGUCUAUUAUCAGGCCUCGCCGGUUAG
Messenger RNA from Colletotrichum abscissum, 2382 nucleotides. RefSeq lists its product as uncharacterized. Bases 1 to 2382 code for a protein of 793 amino acids. The record is from RefSeq and is a predicted model, not a curated record. NCBI's taxonomy places the organism in Eukaryota, Fungi, Ascomycota, Sordariomycetes, Glomerellales, Glomerellaceae. The transcript has 2 exons.